Molecule: messenger RNA, 3637 nt
Organism: Oncorhynchus masou masou (cherry salmon)
Lineage: Eukaryota; Metazoa; Chordata; Actinopteri; Salmoniformes; Salmonidae
Product: large neutral amino acids transporter small subunit 4-like
Exons: 14
Coding region: 257-1984 (575 amino acids)
Biological process (GO): neutral amino acid transport; transmembrane transport
Molecular function (GO): neutral L-amino acid transmembrane transporter activity; L-amino acid transmembrane transporter activity
Source: RefSeq, a predicted model, not a curated record
GGUGCGAAAAUAAAAGCAGGAAUCGGCGUUGAAAAGAGAAAUGUUGAUGCAAAGAAACAAAAGAUUGAGUCAAGUCUACAAUCUACAAUAUAUAGAUGUUAUUUGUUGUUUUGAGAAUAACAACAAUAGACUUUAAUACAAAGACAGAGUCCGGUCAGUGGAGAGGCAGGCGACCCUGUUCUUGGUUCCAGACACUCAGGCCACCAGCCCUCCUUCGUUCUACGAGCCUUGUUGUGCCCCUCGUCUCCUCGUGAAGAUGGCACCCUCCCUGGCCACAGCCUUCUCCAGGCGCUGGUGGAUGGCUGUGACAGCGGUCAUAGAGAACCUGCUGUUCUCUGCUGUGCUGCUGGGCUGGGGCUCCCUGCUCAUCAUGCUCAAGUCUGAAGGCUUCUACUCCUACCUCUGCAGAGAACCUGGUAACAGCACCAGUCAGAACCAGUCUGAGCCAGUCCAGGUUGGGGAUGCGGAGGGGAUCACCCAGAGCCCCGUGGUGGAGGAGGAGUACCUCCAGAUGAACGGCUGGCCCAUCUGUAAGGACCAGGAUGAGAUGCUGAACUUAGCCUUCACUGUGGGCUCCUUCCUCCUCAGUGCCAUCACCUUGCCCCUGGGCAUUGUCAUGGACAAGUAUGGCCCACGCAAGCUCCGGCUGCUCGGCAGUACCUGCUUUGCUUUCUCCUGUAUCCUGAUCGCUUAUGGAUCGAGCGACCCCAAAAAUCUGUCCGUCCUCAUAUUCUUUGCUCUGGCACUGAACGGGUUCGGAGGAAUGUGCAUGACCUUUACUUCCCUCACGCUUCCCAAUAUGUUUGGUGAUCUUCGUUCCACCUUCAUCGCUCUCAUGAUUGGAUCGUAUGCAUCCUCCGCUGUCACCUUCCCUGGGAUCAAGGUGAUCUAUGAUCUAGGAGCCACCUUCAUUAUUAUCCUGCUGGUGUGGGCUGCCUGCGCUGGCCUCGUCUUCAUCAACUGCUUCUUCAACUGGCCCCUGGAGCCCUUCCCUGGACCUGAGGAUAUGGACUACACUGUGAAGAUCAAGUUCAGCUGGCUGGGCUUUGACCAUAAGAUCACUGGAAAGCAGUUCUACCGCCAGGUGACCACGGUGGGGAGACGACUCAGCGUGGGGAACAGCAUGAAGCAAAACCCCAAGGAGCUGGCCCAACAGGAGGGCAACAAGCUGUGUCUCUCCACCGUUGACCUGGAGGUCCAGUGCAAGUCUCAGGAGGAAUCCCAGUCCUUCAUGAAGAGUAUCCUGAGUCCUAUCUUCAUGCUCAGCCUGAUCACCAUGUGUGUCACCCAGCUGAGACUCAUCUUCUACAUGGGAGCCAUGAACAACAUCCUCGAGUCGCUGUCCGACAGAGACUUGAACACAGUGAGUGUGUACACCUCCAUUUUCGGAGUGCUGCAGCUGCUCUGUCUGAUGACCGCCCCAGUGAUCGGGUACAUCAUGGACUGGAAACUCAAAGAGUGUGAGGAUGAGAACGCGAAGCCGGGCAAAAGAGAUCUUACCCAGCCCAAGCGUCGUGACAGACAGAUUCAGAAAAUCACCAACGCCACACGGGCCUUCAUCUUCACCAACCUGCUACUGAUGGGCUUCGGGGUCACCUGCCUCGUCCCCAACCUCCCUCUCCAGAUUCUAUCGUUUAUUCUACACACCAUUGUGAGAGGAUUCAUCCACUCUGCAGUUGGAGGGCUCUAUGCUGCUGUGUACCCGUCGUCUCAGUUUGGCAGUCUGACAGGCAUGCAGUCCCUCAUCAGCGCCCUGUUUGCCCUGCUGCAGCAGCCCCUCUUCAUGGCCAUGAUGGGCCCCCUGAAGGGAGACCCCCUAUGGGUCAACGUGGGCCUGCUGGGGCUGACGGUGCUGGGCUUCUGCCUGCCUCUCUACCUGCUCUGCUACAGCCGCCAGCUCCAACGCCAGAAGCAGGAGCGCGAGGAGGACCCCAAGAUCUACGUCCAGAUCAACAACGGCAGCACGCCCGAGGCCUUCAUCUAGAGAGACAGACUGACGGAGAUUUGUUUCAACAAUGAGAAGGAGGAACGGAGAGUGUGGGGAGGGAAGAGGUCACAGGUGUGACUGAACUGUAUGAUGAAAUCGCAAUCUCACCCACCAACUCCGGUCCCUCUACCGUCUGCACUUGCACUCAGACGAUUCUCUCUCUCUCUCACCCCCCCCCCCCCCCACACACACACACACAACUCCCUUACAUUCCCCCUCAGACACAGACAUAUAUACAAACACAUACACACAAGCGCUCGACACACACACCCCACGCCCACUGCCAAACACACUCUGUCAAACCUACAGUAUAUGUUCACCAAUCUCAGAGAACUACUAUGAUAAACGCGCACACUUUUACACUCCCCAGAACAUCAUUGACUACAUACACUGUGAAAGACACGCAACAACACACACGUUGUGAAACCUCUUCAACACACGCGCGGUUCCUUUUCCAUGGACACACCACCAAAUGGACAUUGUUCAUCUUUUCACCACUGAAAUGAGAAAGGACAACCGCGGGUCUGUGAACUGAGGAGAAAGGAGAGAAGAAGAGGCAGGAGGAUCUCCACGACUUUCUCCUCCCUUCCAGUCUCCUCUUUGUUUCAGUGCUCUUAUCAUUUUUUUGUCAAUGAUGCCAUGCUCACUCCUGCCUGUCAGUGCAAAAAGAGGACACUGAUUCUCCGGUCACCCUGCCGAAAAGAACUAGAGAGGAAGCAAGCGUUCAACGCCAUGUCAAAGACCCCCAGUGCUGGAUGUGGUGACUUGAACCAGAUAAGCAGAUGACGUCCUCCUCGCCACCACAAUACCCCGCCACCAGUGUUUUUACAUGUGUUUUCAAUGAUGCCAGUAACGACGACGAGUAUCGCCUCACUUUCUAAUUCUGAUCCAAGUUAGUCUCGCACCGUCUCGUGCUGCACUUGGGGUCUUCUACUUCACGCCCUGAAAACUGGUUUAAUGAUUAGGAUGUUAUUGAAACAUUAUCGAAACGUUUAUUGGCGAUAGGCCUGUAUUUUUCUCUGUGGUUGUUACAUGUCAAUGCCUCUCUGUUGUCGCAAGUAGUUCGGACUCGAGGUAGGAAUGAAACAGGUGGUAUAAAAGUUCCAGUACUCCAAAUGGUGCUAAGAGUUCAUCCUGCUAUAACGUUCCCAUUUGGUUCUGUAAUGUUCCCAUAACGUUCUGCAGUGUUGGGGAUAGUCAUCAAUGUAAAUGGUAAAUUGGUAAGAAUGGAACCUCAUGCAACCUUUAGAAGCUAGUUGAUGUAACCCUCUCAUCUAGCGAGUGUUCCUUCCAGUGUCUCAAAGACCAAAUCUUGUGACUCUUGUCUUUUUAGUUCUGCCGUUGAGGAUAACAGAGGCGUGGAGUGUUAAAGCCACAGAGGAGCUGUCGUUUUAAGACUGUUCAAACGGCUCUAGGAGAGUAGAAAGCGAAGGCAUGUUCUUUGUAACACUCAGCACUCUAGGUAAAAGCCCGAGGCAAUAGCUUUGCUUUGAGUCACUCUGAGCUAAGAGCAAGUGAUUCGGCCAAUGGGUUUCCAGUGAGCAGUGUGCAGGCCAGCGUUUUACUUCUGAGGAAUACUAUGUGACUGUGCAAAGUGGCUGUGCUUCAAACAAAAGUAUGGCACAGGUUGAAACAAGCCUCUUACCGGUA